CAUUGCACCCGCAGUUGAUUUUACACAUCUCUCGCGUUUAGUUGGCAAUUAUUAAAAAUAGGAAAUAAUUUUUAGGCUACGUGAACGUGCGAGUAUAAAUUAUUAUACAUUAUAAUAGAAAUUUAAUUUAAGAUUGUGUAAAUGUUAACAAAAAUAUGUUAGUGUCACGCAAAUAAAUCAAACAAAAGUUAAUUUUAAACAAAGGAUAUACAAUUGCAAAUAAUAUCAAGGCCAGUGAGUUGCAAAACCCAAAUCAAAGCAAAAAAUUCGCUAAAACAGUGUACACAAGGAAACGUCAAACAAACGUGUAUUUGGUAUAAAAUUAGCGCAAAGACCGCUAAAACUUGUGACAAGGAAUAGAAAAGUGAAUUCCUUAAUAUAAACUUUCACGGAAAAUUUAUUAAUUAUCGCAGAUCAUAAUUGCUGCGGUGUACGUGUGUGUGCGGUUAUCAAUUUAGGCUGUGUUUGGAAUUUUUAUACGCGAAAAUUCCACGUGAAUGUCUUCACAAUCGUCGACUCGUUAUUUGCCAAUAGCCAAAAUGGACAAUCCCGCUUUGUCAGGGUCCAGUGGUGAUGUGGAGGCCGACUGUAAUACUGUAGAAGCUAGUCUACCCGCCACCUGUUCGUCGCAGCAAUUAAUGCCUCCAUCAUCAGAUACGGAUAGCGUUGGUGUACAAAGACCAGCCACCGGAAUCACAAGAACACAAUGGUUUACGGUGGUGGUGUUAUGCUUUGUAAAUUUAAUCAACUAUAUGGAUCGCUUUACCAUAGCAGGUGUUUUAACGGAUAUACAAGAUGAUUUUAAGAUCGGUGACGAUGAUGGUGGUCUACUACAGACCGCCUUUGUACUUUCCUAUAUGAUUUGUGCGCCACUUUUCGGCUAUCUCGGCGAUCGUUAUUCACGUCGUUGGAUUAUGGCUAUUGGUGUACUGUUAUGGUCUACAACAACACUGCUCGGCUCGUUUAUGGGCAGUUAUGGUGGUUUCAUAACAUUCCGCGCGUUGGUGGGUAUUGGUGAAGCCUCAUAUAGUACCAUAGCGCCGACUAUAAUUUCCGAUUUAUUCGUACACGAUUUACGUUCGAAAAUGUUGGCUUUAUUCUAUUUUGCGAUACCAGUGGGCUCGGGAUUUGGUUACAUUGUUGGCUCCGAAACAGCGCGUUUGGCCAACGACUGGCGUUGGGCUCUACGUGUGACACCCAUUCUGGGUAUUUUCGCUGUUGUGCUGAUACUCUUAACCAAAGAACCUGUGCGUGGUGAAAGUGAGGGCUCACAAAAUUUGGAACCCACCAGCUACACCGAAGAUAUUAAAGAUUUGGUGAAGAAUCAUUCGUUUAUGCUCUCGACUGCGGGCUUCACAUGCGUUGCCUUCGUAACCGGCGCCCUGGCGUGGUGGGGACCGAAAUUCAUUUAUCUAGGCGUCAAAAUGCAGCCGGGCAAUGAACAAUUAACGCUUAAUGACGUAUCGUACAAGUUCGGCAUUAUCGCCAUGAUAGCCGGAUUGAUUGGUGUACCCUUGGGUUCGGUGCUCGCCCAACGUUUGCGGCCACGUCAAGAGAGCUGCGAUCCAUAUAUUUGCGCUUUUGGCUUACUCAUAUCAGCACCGAUGGUUUACUUAUCGCUUGUGACGCCGCAAACCACAACCUCGUUCUGCUUCUUGUUCGUCUUUUUGGCACAGGUGACGCUGAAUCUAUGCUGGUCCAUUGUAGCGGAUAUUUUGUUGUAUGUUGUGGUGCCGACACGCCGUUCUACAGCUGAAGCCUUCCAAAUUCUGCUAUCACAUGCGUUAGGAGAUGCUGGCAGUCCAUAUUUUGUUGGCUUGCUUUCGGAGGGCAUCAAACGCCACUUGCGCACCACCACCACACAAACCAGCGAAUUCUCUUUGCCCAUACCAAGUAUGUCAUUGACAUUAGAGGACAGCAGUAAUGCUACAGCAACAGAUUUACUAACAAAAGCUGCCAAUUUAAUAAGCGAUAAUGCACAAGCAUUGGUUUCAAAUGCAUCAAGUUUAUUACAGCAGAAUGCAACAGACUUGCUUCAAACGGAUAGAAUUCUCGAUUUUAAUGUAGAAGAUAGCGAUUCCAACAAUUUCAGAGCGUUACAGUAUUCACUCUUUUCGACAAGUUUUGUUGAAGUUUUGGGUGCCGUUUUCUUCUUUUUAACUGCCAUUUAUAUAAUAAAGGAUAAACGUCGUGCGAUGCGUGCCACAUUUGUUAAUGAAUCAAACGAUCUUAUCAAUACAACUAGUAAAGUUAAAGAAUUCGAUUUCGAGGAUUCCGAGUGUAUCGUUCUUUGCACUGAUAUCACGAGAAAUCAACGUGCGUAAGGUUAUAGAAAAAUUAGAGCCCAACGAAAAGCGCUUCAAAAUUGUUUUUAAAUCAAUGCUGGUUUUAAUAGCGAACCACCAAGCCCAGCCGAAGAGUGAAAUGUGCACAAUUAAUAAAUUAUUUUGCGAAUAAAUAAUUUAAAAGCCGCUUAACCGACCAGCCAAACAAUCAAACCCACGAGCAAUUGCUAUAAUACAACAACCACAUUGCCGACGCCCUGUAAGCCGGUAAUAUGAGUUGCGCAAAAGGCAAAACAAACAAAAACAUACAUACAUACAUGCAUAUGACUGAAAUAUUAGUUCUAACUAAACUAAUUAUUUAGUAGUAGUUAAUAAUAGUAAUGAUUAUCAUAGAAUCAUAAUCAUGUGUGCCUCGAGAUGUGGGUGUGUGUUCCUAUUAGAAGCGUGUCGUGUAUAUGAAUACAUCAUACAAAAUAUCAAAUAUCACUCAUACAUACAUACAUAUUUAAAUACGUGUACAUAUAUACAUUUGUAAUAAAAAAUAAUAAAAGAAGAAGAAGAAGAAAGCUCACAUUGAUCAUUAUCAUUUGGCAAUCCAUUAAUUGUUAAUCUGAUUCCUAUUGUAUAUUUAUUUGUAUAAUUAUUAUUAUUAUUAUUUUAAUAAUGUCAAUAUGUAACAAAAUGGAUUGUAUGCACUACAAGAAAAAAACACGAAUAUGUGUAUGUGAGUGGAGUAACUUUAUUUGCAUUCAAAUGUUAAAAUUGCAUAAAAAUUUUAUCAAAAAAAAAAAGAAAUAAUGGAUUGAGGAGCAAGUAGAAAACAUGCUGUAAAAUUGUUUGUAAAUUUUACUAAAUAAUAUAUUUUCUUUCUAUUAUUAAAAUUUAGUUAUGAUUAUGCAAAUUUAUACUCAAAAAACAUUCAUUGCCCUACGCUGUGCGUUGCGCAUGCUCAUUUUACAUACAUGAACGUACAUGAUAACGGUAUAUAACAUAAUUAUUAUAUGUAAGCUUUUUUUUAUUUGAAAUAUAGUGCUUGAAUGGCUGCAACGACAGCAUGGCAUGUAAAAAGGGCGAAAAAUGUAGGUACUAAAUAAAUGCACAUUAAAAUUAAUUAGUUAGCAUUGCAAUUUUUUAGAUAAAAAGUAAUAAAAAUUAAAUAAAAUUAAUUUCUCUAUAUACAUAUACAUAUACAUAUAUAUAUAUAUAUAUGUAAAAGGACUAGGCAAGUAAGCAGUAGAGUAAGAAGCGGGUGUGCAUUAUCAUUAUUUUUUAAUCGCUCUUCUCAUACUAUCUCAAAUCUAAUGAAAUCCUUGAAAAUUGUGCUACUUACAUUGAACAACUAUAGUUUUUUUUUUAAAUAUUUAACGCCUAAACCAAAAAAAAAUUUAUAAUAAAUUAAAAAUGUAUUCUCUUAACUAUUUUCCAUCCAAAUGAAUUGUUAAUAUUUGUCUCGUAUUUUUUAUUUGUUAUAUAAUAUAUGCAUACCCCUUCCCUACCGUAAUCUGUUAGAUUUAAACGAAAAAACAAUUUAGGCAAUGGCGCAGAAUUCAUGAAAUAAGACUGUAUUAGGAUUUGUUAUGUAUUUUAAAAACAUAAAAUGGUAAAAAGAGUAUAAUAAAAGAUAUGUAUAUUGCAUUGAAUUAAACUUGUACGCAUACUAAUCGAUAAUAUACUUAUAUAUAUAUAUAGUACAUAAAUACUUAUAUAUAAAAUA
Molecule: messenger RNA, 3999 nt
Organism: Ceratitis capitata (Mediterranean fruit fly)
Lineage: Eukaryota; Metazoa; Arthropoda; Insecta; Diptera; Tephritidae
Gene: spin
Product: protein spinster
Exons: 9
Coding region: 498-2324 (608 amino acids)
Biological process (GO): transmembrane transport
Cellular component (GO): membrane
Molecular function (GO): transmembrane transporter activity
Source: RefSeq, a predicted model, not a curated record